AUGGCUAAAGGGAAGAAAGGAGCCCGCCGUAACCAGGCAAAGAAUCCGCUCAGUGGCGGUCGUAUUGAAUUCCGCAAUUCAGGGUUUUCUCCGAAGGUCGAGAGUCCACGUACUCAAUCCUCGUCGCAAGAACAAUCACAUUUCUCGCUUCAACAAGAAGCUAGGAACACCGAGCGUCGACACUCGUACUGGACCUCAGCUUCAAAAUUGCGUCACAAUGGGGUUGCCUUCGUCAGCGCAGGAAAUUUUGAUGCCAAUAGGCUAGUUGGCGAGGAGGAUGCUGCUAUAGCAUGUGAGCAAGAAGAAGCAAACAAACGUCAAGCGGGGGCAAGGAUAGAUUUCGAUGCGAACAAUCCGGCUAAGAUCCAACCUGAUCAAGAUGUGGCAUCCAGCUUUAUGGCUGGUACGGUGGCUCAACCGACUGAAGAUGAAUCUCAAAGAGAGAGUAGUCUAUUUGCCGUGGAUGUUGUUGGAUCCUCCUUGAAUUUUGAGACCGGACUUCCACACCCCAGAGUGCGGUCGUCAUCGCCGGCUGCAUCCGAUUCAAGUGAAGAAGUUAUCUUAUUUUCUGGAAGAAACAGACCUUUGGCCCACAUAUCGGAAACGCUAGAUGAAACACCUCUGACCAUUUCGUCCUCUGUAGGAGGAGGCCAUCAAGCCCGAUUUGAAGGACAACCGACAGAUGAUUCAGCCGGAGAUGCCUCUAGGAGACGAUGCGACCCCGCGUUUAAAGAGCCUUCUAGAGAUGCCACGGAAGAGCGAUCCAAUGGAAACAGAUCUUUCCAGCCUAAACAUGAGAAUAUACAAUCUCGUGACCAUUUCUCAAAACAAGCCCUAUUUCAAAAUCGAAAGAGCCAUAGCGUCGUCACCAAAUCUGGCCAGGAAGACGACCCGAUCGUGGCAGACUAUAUCGCAAAUAUGAAAGAAAAUGAUGAUCGGGGGUUCACGGAAGGCCACACGACCUAUACACUCAGAGAUUUAGGCGAUGUAGAUCAAGCUUACCAGGUUGACAUCUGCAGAAAGACGCCCACCAACCAAUCAUCCUCAAGUCGAGCUCCUCAACCACUCCGCGGAUCGUGUAAAUCCGUUGAUAGGAAGCCCAGAUUAUCUCACUUGGUGGGGGGCAGUGUAAAUGACGCUUUUCACACGACUGAGCAAUCCGAGGCUGUUGAAGCGCGCUCAGUGCAUACUCCUCAACGUGCUACAUCGGACGAGCUCGAAGUGCAAUUGCGGACAAACAAGGAUGUUUCGACUAGAUUAGAGGGUUUGGAGCCUUCGGCGGAUUCUGUCAAUGAACCUCAAAGCACAUACAAGAUCAAGCAGCCUACUCGACACUUGGAUGAGGCUGCUUAUCGGAAGAAGGUUCAGAUGAACGGCAACGAAGGUGAAAGUAAGAUUGGUCAAAGAGUGGCUGAGGAUGACGAAGACGAAUUUGAAGGGGGAGAAGAAGAGGCGGAGGAGAAUGAGGGUAUGGAAGAGGGAGAAGAAGCAGAGGAGGAAGAGGAAGAGGAAGAGGAAGAGGAAGAGGAAGAGGAAGAGGAAGAGGAGGAGGAAGAGGAGGAGGAAGAGGAGGAGGAAGAGGAGGGAUCUGAUAUUGGCCUUGAUUAUUUGGAAGAUAUGCAAGAUGAAGAAGAUCUCAUCGAACGAAGAAUACAGAGGAUGACAGAUGAGAAAAUCGCGAGGCUACUGGAGAAGCAAGAAGAGUUGGGGUUGGGGUCUGGUGAAUUGAUCCUGUUCGAUGGAGAUGAUGGAGAUGAGGAAGUAGGGGAAGAGCUUGAAAAUUUUCCGAUGUGGAACACAUCUCCUGGACGCCGCCCACAGUCUCGCCCUAAGCACCAAUUUCCAUCCGCUAACUUAAUGGCUGAUGUUCUGGACAACGAUCCAUAUGAUGGCUUUGAUGUCAUGGAUUUUGAUCGCCCCAGUCUAAAACGUAAGCCAAAAGGUCGCCGUGGGACACUUCCGUUUGGGCUGUCUGACAGUGAGAUGGAAAUAUCGUUACACUCUACAUGGGAGAAGGACAGGAAGAAGAAGCAGUUGAAGAAGAAAGAACGGGAGGAAUUGCGAGCACAAGGUUUACUGGGAAAGUCCAAGAAGGGAAAGCCGCAACUCAAAGCUAAAUACAAGGAGGGGGUUGGACUUGAAGAUAUUAAGGUCGAAAUCAAGCAAUUUUUGAGAGCUGAACAUACAAGCCUUGCACUUCCACCGAUGGAUAAGCGGAAUCGAAAACUCGUCCAUGAAAUCGCAAACGCCUUUUAUCUAAAGUCAAAAUCAGUUGGAUCUGGCAAAUCUCGAUUUCCAGUCCUAUAUAAAACUUCGCGGUCCCGAGAAAUCGAUGUGUAUUCGAGCGGACACAUCGACAGAAUUCUUGGCCGGAAGCGGUUUCUGCCUCGCAUGGACGUGAGUCAAAAGAACGGUGCGCUGAGAAAUGCAGGCGGAAAAUCCGUGAGCGCGGGAGUCGCUUAUCGGGAUGGAGAUGUUGUGGGCGCGACAGCCCCAGAACUUGGAGCAGAAAAUAAAGGACGAGCAAUGCUCGAGAAGAUGGGUUGGAGCUCAGGAACAGCCCUAGGUGCUGUUCACAAUAAGGGCAUUCUACAACCGGUCGCACAUGUGGUCAAGACUUCCAAGGCCGGGUUAGGCUAA
This is a messenger RNA of Xylona heveae TC161, 2640 nucleotides long. RefSeq lists its product as hypothetical. The transcript is spliced from 3 exons. The record is from RefSeq and is a predicted model, not a curated record. The coding region runs from base 1 to 2640 and encodes 879 amino acids. Gene Ontology annotation, molecular function: nucleic acid binding. NCBI's taxonomy places the organism in Eukaryota, Fungi, Ascomycota, Xylonomycetes, Xylonales, Xylonaceae.